AUGCGUUAUGAAGUUCUUGUCUCAGAACUGUUUAAUUUCAAACCAAGGAGCCCAGAAAGGGGAAAGGUUAGGGAAGCUAUUGCUCAGCAACUGAAUGCCAUUGACCAGCCAAAGUUCAGAGUCUCUGCCAGACCUGUCCGUCACAGGUACUCUCUCUUGACUGCAAAGCAAGCCCAAAAAUUGAGGGACGAGGAGAAAGCGUCAGGAAUUCAUGUGGAAAUAUCAGAACUGGAUAG
Molecule: messenger RNA, 236 nt
Organism: Porites evermanni
Lineage: Eukaryota; Metazoa; Cnidaria; Anthozoa; Scleractinia; Poritidae
Source: the annotation of a GenBank genome assembly